Cicer arietinum (chickpea) is the source of this 3634-nucleotide messenger RNA. RefSeq lists its product as uncharacterized. The record is from RefSeq and is a predicted model, not a curated record. Lineage: Eukaryota; Viridiplantae; Streptophyta; Magnoliopsida; Fabales; Fabaceae. Gene Ontology annotation, biological process: protein phosphorylation. Gene Ontology annotation, molecular function: protein binding; ATP binding; protein kinase activity.
AAGUUGACAAUGAUAACACAUAAAAGAAGAAGUAGGAACUAAAUGGCAUGAUUGAAGGGUCACAUUCUCUCCCAUGUUUUAUGUUGGAGAAACUUCCAAUAAGUCCAAACCUUCACUGUCUCUAAGUUAACAUUAUUAUCUGCUAUCAAAUACCAAUCCAUAAAUCUGACAAACCCUUUUAAAAAUCACCAAAAAUAAUUCAUGGUUUAUAACUAACCUAUAGUCUUAUUAUAUAUCCAAUCCUAUAUUUACAUUAACCAUAUCCUUUCAAACACUUCCUUAUCAAUAACAAGCGAUACAUAUCACUCUCUGUCAGUGUCGUGACAACUCCUUAGUCCCUACAACACCCUUUUCUUUCAGUAGAGUGCAAAUGGUGGAAAACUGAGACACUGAUCAAGCAGAAGAAGAACAACUACGAGAUGCAGCUGAAAACUCAGUUUUUCAUCUUCUGUUGCGUUUGCUGUUUCCCUUAUAGCUUUGCUUCUGCAGCAAAUAAUGAAGUAUCUGCUUUACUUUCUAUUAAAGCAGGUCUCAUUGAUCCAUUGAAUAGCCUAAAAGAUUGGAAGGUGUGGGACAAAGCAAUAGGGAAGAGUGCAUAUGCAGCUCAAGCUCAUUGUAAUUGGAAUGGUGUCAAGUGCAACUCAGCUGGAGCUGUUGAGAAGCUUGAUCUAUCACACAUGAAUCUAAGUGGAAGUGUCUCCAAUGAGAUACAAAAUCUAAAAAGUCUCACUUUUCUUAACUUGUGCUGCAAUGGAUUUGAGUCAUCACUGUCAAAUUCCAUAGCCAAUAUUUCAAUGCUAAAGAGUCUGGACGUGAGCCAGAAUUUCUUCAUUGGUGAAUUUCCAUUAGGCCUUGGAAAGGCGUCCGGACUCGUGACCUUGAAUGCAUCCAGCAACAACUUCUCAGGUUAUCUUCCUGAGGAACUUGGAAAUAUCUCUUCCUUGGAGACACUAGACUUUAGAGGAAGCUUCUUUGAAGGCUCUAUUCCGAAAUUCAUUGGUAACUUGAGUAAGUUGAAGUUCCUUGGUCUAUCAGGGAAUAAUCUCACUGGUAAGAUCCCGGUUGAGCUUGGAAAACUUUCUUCACUGGAGUCUAUGAUCAUUGGUUAUAACGAAUUUGAAGGUGGAAUUCCAAAAGAGUUUGGAAAUUUAACCAAGUUGAAGUAUCUUGAUUUAGCAGAAGCCAACCUUGGUGGUGAAAUUCCUGAUGAGUUGGGAAAGCUCAAGCGUUUGAACACAGUUUUCUUAUACAAGAACAGUUUUGAAGGAAAGAUUCCAACAACUAUUGGAAACAUAACUUCCUUGGUUCUGCUGGAUCUCUCAGACAACAUGUUAUCAGGAAAUAUUCCAGCUGAAAUAAGUCAGCUGAAGAAUUUGCAGCUUCUGAACUUCAUGAGGAACAAGUUAUCUGGUCCUGUGCCUUCUGGCCUUGGAGAUUUGCCUCAACUAAAGGUACUUGAGCUAUGGAAUAAUUCCUUGUCAGGGUCAUUGCCUAGUAACCUCGGCAAGAACUCGUCGUUGCAGUGGUUGGAUGUAUCAUCCAAUUCACUCUUCGGCGAGAUUCCAGAAACUCUUUGCACUAAGGGAAAUCUCACCAAGCUUAUACUUUUCAACAAUGCCUUCAAGGGUCCAAUUCCAGCAAGCCUAUCGAAAUGUCCUUCGCUUGUUCGCGUUCGGAUUCAAAAUAAUUUUCUUUCUGGUACAAUUCCUGUUGGUUUUGGUAAGCUUGAGAAGCUUCAGAGGCUAGAAUUGGCUAACAAUAGUCUCACUGGUGGAAUUCCUGAUGACAUUGCUUCUUCCACUUCUCUUUCAUUCAUUGAUUUCUCAAGAAACAACCUUCAUUCUUCUCUUCCUUCCACCAUUAUUUCCAUUCUGAAUCUGCAAACAUUCAUAGUCUCAAACAACAAUUUGGAAGGUGAUAUACCAGACCAAUUCCAGGAUUGUCCCUCGCUCGGAGUCCUCGAUCUCUCAUCAAACUUUUUCUCCGGAAUCAUUCCAAAAAGCAUUGCUUCAUGUCAGAAAUUGGUAAAAUUGAGCCUGCAGAACAACCGAUUGACAGGUAUCAUCCCAAAAGCAAUAGCAGCCAUGCCUACAUUGGCCAUUCUUGAUCUUGCUAAUAACUCUCUAACAGGUAAAAUACCUGAUAGCUUCGGUAUGUCUCCGGCUCUAGAAACAUUCAAUGUCUCAUACAACAAGCUAGAAGGUCCUGUCCCGGAAAAUGGCAUGCUAAGAGCAAUAAAUCCAAAUGAUCUUGUAGGAAAUGCUGGCCUAUGUGGUGGUGUCUUCCCUCCAUGUGAAAAAACCUCAGCAUAUUCUUCAUUGAGGCGUGGAAGCUCACACAUAAAGCAUGUUAUUGUAGGAUGGAUCAUUGGAAUAUCAUUUAUCUUGGCCAUUGGAGUUUCUACUUUGGUAGCAAGAUCUAUAUACAUGAAAUGGUACACUGAAGGAUUGUGCUUCCGAGGAAGAUUUUAUAGAGGUAGCAAAGCCUGGCCUUGGAGAUUGAUGGCAUUUCAAAGACUCGAUUUUACAAGCACUGAUAUCUUAUCCUGCAUCAAGGAAACAAACGUUAUCGGCAUGGGAGCAACUGGUGUUGUUUAUAAGGCUGAGAUACCACAAUCAAGUACAGCUGUGGCAGUCAAAAAAUUGUGGAGAUCAGGAUCUGAUAUCGAAACGGGAAGUAGCGAUGAUCUUAUCGGAGAGGUGAAUCUUUUAGGGAGACUAAGGCAUAGAAACAUUGUUAGACUACUAGGAUUUCUUUAUAAUGACACUGAUGUUAUGAUAAUUUAUGAGUUUAUGCUCAAUGGAAAUCUUGGACAUGCCUUGCAUGGUAAGCAAUCGGAGAGAUUGCUUGUAGAUUGGGUUUCGCGAUAUAAUAUUGCUCUAGGAGUUGCACAUGGACUUGCUUAUCUUCAUCAUGACUGUCAUCCACCUGUUAUUCAUCGAGACAUCAAGUCGAAUAAUAUACUGCUUGACGCAAAUCUCGAGGCAAGGAUAGCAGAUUUCGGAUUAGCCAAGAUGAUGAUCCGGAAGAAUGAAACAGUCUCCAUGAUUGCUGGAUCAUAUGGAUACAUUGCCCCUGAAUAUGGAUACUCAUUGAAGGUAGAUGAAAAGAUUGACAUUUACAGCUUUGGAAUAGUCCUGUUGGAGCUCAUAACAGGAAAACGGCCAUUAGAUUCAGAGUUUGGAGAAUCUAUAGACAUUGUAGGGUGGAUUAGAAGGAAGAUAGACAAAAAUUCUCCAGAAGAGGCAUUAGAUCCUAGUGUAGGAAACUGCAAGCUUGUUCAAGAAGAGAUGCUUUUAGUUCUCAGAAUAGCACUUCUUUGCACUGCCAAACUACCUAAGGACAGACCCUCCAUGAGAGAUGUUAUUAUGAUGCUAGGAGAGGCAAAGCCAAGGAGGAAAAGUGGUAGAAAAAAUGAAACAGUAUCUGCUAACAAAGAGAUGACAGUAGUUGGUACAUCACCAGUUAAUGGCCUUCUUUAGGAACCAAAAAUUGAGUUCUUCCAUUUUACUUAGAGCUGUAAUUUUGUUAAUUUCUUGUAAUUUUGUAAUCAAUUUUGUGACUUACAUUUGCUCUUAAAAUAUGUAUAUCAAGAUGGAUUAAUUUAUAUGCAAAUAAUUUUUUAAGUGUACCA